GUUUCAUCUCGAUCAUCAUUGGUGGCGAUAAUCAGUAUUGCAUAGUGCCCUUUCCGCAGCACGGGGAGAGUUGUCGGUUGAUCGCAUUUCUUGCAAAAGGCUAAUUUUGAGGAAAAUUGUUGUAUCAUAGAUUUUGAUAUAUACACGAUCACAGACUAUCAAAAUAGGUGCCAUGGGGAAAGAUUACUACAAAACCCUCGGUAUUCCGAAGGGUUCCACGGAUGAAGAUAUUAAAAAGGCUUACCGAAAACUGGCACUAAAAUAUCAUCCGGAUAAAAACAAAUCUCCUGGAGCUGAAGAAAAGUUCAAGGAAGUUGCUGAAGCGUACGAAGUGCUUUCGGAUAAAAAGAAACGUGAAAUGUAUGACAAGUUUGGUGAAGAUGGACUGAAAGGAAGAGCAUCCAACGGCACGUCAAAUUCGUCACAAAACUUCUCUUAUGAAUUCCAUGGCGAUCCUAGAGCUACUUUUGCACAAUUUUUCGGUUCAAACAAUCCAUUUGGUUCUUUUUUCGACAUGCACAAUGACAGCUUAUUUAACAGCAGUAUUUUUAAUGACGAUGACUUCUUCACACCCUUAAGUGGUUUAGGCAACAGGCACGGUUUAGGUGGAGCCUUUAGGUCACAUUCGUUCAACGUCCACUCACCGCUUAAGAAAGAGAAAGUCCAAGAUCCACCAAUCGAACAUGAUUUGUACGUUACCUUAGACGAGAUUUAUCAUGGCUGUGUGAAGAAGAUGAAGAUCUCCCGUCGUGUUCUGCAGCCAGACGGUUCUUCAAAAAAGGAAGAUAAAUGUGUGAACAUAUCCAUUAAACCUGGGUGGAAGUCAGGUACAAAGGUGACCUUCCAAAAAGAGGGGGAUCAAACGAAGGGCAAAAUACCUGCUGACAUUGUGUUUAUUAUACGUGACAAACCACAUGUCUGGUUCCGACGAGAAGGAAGCGAUCUUCGAUACACGGCUCGAUUAACAUUGAAACAGGCUCUCUGUGGGGUAAUUUUUGAAGUGCCAACGAUGACAGGUGAAAAACUACGUAUUAGUACAAAACAAGAAAUCAUCAAGCCCAAUACGAUUAAGCGUAUUCAAGGUUAUGGACUUCCUUUUCCGAAAGAACCAUCACGAAAAGGCGAUCUUCUUGUAGCUUUCGAUAUAAAAUUUCCCGACAAGCUUAGUCCAUCGGAAAAAGAAAUGUUGAACAAUAUGCUUCCCAACUCGUAGUUAGUGAAGAGAUUACUAACUUUGAAGAAUGAUUUCUGUAUGAAUACAUGUACUUGAAUUACUUUUUCUGCUUAUAUAGACUAAUUUCAUCACAUAAAAAUGGAUAUAGUGACGCCAGCAGGAUCGUAGUCAUGUUCUAUAAUUAAAGCAAAUCAUUCAAUGAAAAUACCAUUUGUAUAUAGAGCCAUUGUAUGUGACCUGCUAUUUUCUGUUGGAUCCUUUGAAGAGCAAAUUUAGCAUGCAAUGAUUUCGGAGUAUAGUCAACAUAAAAUCAAACGGUACAUCCUGAGUUUGAUUACUGAUUUCAAUCCAUUAAUUUGAAUAGCUGAUCAGUCAGAUUAUGAGGGUUUUUUUAACUCAAAUAAUACGGCUGUAGGCCGUAUCGUUUCUAAUCAUUUCUUUCAUUAAGCUUUCAGCGUAUUUAAUAAAAAAAAUUCUUAAAAUAUGCGUAACGAGCCUUUCAGUUAUUUUUUAUUAAAUUAUUCUUUAUAAUACGCCGCAAUGAAUAUGACUGUGUAUUGAAUAAGGCAGAUUCCUAAGCAGAGAGCAGUUUCUUAAAAUUUCAGAGGCAUCAAAUCUGAAAAGGCAUAAUUAUGCUAUGACUAAUGAAACAUAAUCUGAAAUAUGAUCAAUUUCUCGAAGAAAACUAAUAAUUGAAUAAAAACUCGCGCCAUCAAAUU
This is a messenger RNA of Anopheles nili, 1893 nucleotides long. RefSeq names its product dnaJ protein homolog 1. The coding region runs from base 173 to 1213 and encodes 346 amino acids. Gene Ontology annotation, biological process: negative regulation of transcription by RNA polymerase II. NCBI's taxonomy places the organism in Eukaryota, Metazoa, Arthropoda, Insecta, Diptera, Culicidae. The transcript has 5 exons. The record is from RefSeq and is a predicted model, not a curated record. Gene Ontology annotation, cellular component: cytosol. Gene Ontology annotation, molecular function: protein-folding chaperone binding.